Molecule: messenger RNA, 1674 nt
Organism: Drosophila biarmipes
Lineage: Eukaryota; Metazoa; Arthropoda; Insecta; Diptera; Drosophilidae
Exons: 8
Coding region: 170-1471 (433 amino acids)
Source: RefSeq, a predicted model, not a curated record
AUGAGUUUAUUUAUUAAGAGAGCACAGAGCUAAGAGAGCCAUAAUGCUCUCGGUUUUUUAUUAUUUUUUACCGAGUGCCAUACUGCGAGGUUCAUACAUAUACCGCCAGCCGGAGAAUCGCCCAUCAGUUGUGUGAAAUAUCUCGCGACCCGCCAGCCAACCGAAGGAGAUGAAUCGAACUGCGCUGUCCACUGGCAGCACCAGCCGCAGACUUCCGGCUCUCUUGUUUGUCCUGCUGCUCGCCCUGGUGGCCCAGACUAGCGGUCGUCCUUCGUCGGAGGACGACUUGGCCAUCAUACCGCCGGAUGCCGACAAUGUGGAGAUCCAUAAAGUAAAGUUCGUGAAUGGCGUCAUGCAGAAGGAUCACCCGGUGAUCAUGUACAAGGAGGAUUUCGUCAGUGAGGAUUAUGAUCCCACUAAGAACGAGUCCAGUCCCGUUCGCCACAAGAAGCACAAGCGAACGCAUCACCAUCGUGAGGAGCCCCAGCAGGAGAACGACGGGGACCAGAUCCUUUUCGAUAUCCUGCCCGACAAGCCGAUCGUGCUGGAGGAAGACCUUAAGGCUCCUCUGGUCAACCCCAUCGAAGUCGCCGAGCUGGCGGAACCCGUCAAGAAAGAGGCCGCGGGGAAGCAUCCCAAGAAGUACCACAGUCGCCAGCGACGACAGGCCUAUUUACCAACUUAUCCAAAUGAAUAUGUCCUCCAAUAUUACUAUUCGACACCCCAAAAACAAAACGUGCCAGCUUUAAUCUAUUUUAAACGGUACCAGGUGCAGGGUAAAAAACCCAAUUUGAAGGGACCUCCCAAUCGUUUAGAUCAGACUUCCGUUGUCGUCGAGAAUAGAGGUGAAUUUGACUUGAUACACAAUUCAGAUCAAAGUCUAGCGAAUUUCUCCAUAUAUAACAUAAGCACGACUACGACCAGGCGACCUAUACUGACCACAAGGGCUCCGACCCCGCUUCCCCGAGAGCCGCCAGCUCCGCGUCCCCCGACAUUUGGCGCCCCCUCCCAGAGGCCGCAAGAGGAGGUGGCUGCCCCGUCGGCCGCCAGUGAGCCCAAGGUCAGCCAGUGCGUGUGGGCGAUCGUGAACUGCUGCACCGCCGACAGCAAGAAGGUCAGGUACAACUGCUUCGAGGCGUUCGGCUGCCACGGAGCCUUCUGGGACAUCAAUCCGUGCGCCAGUGAAAGCGUGAAGCAAGACGAUCUCGUGCCCUUAGGCGGCUUCUCGCCCCCCGGCUUCGCCCAGCCCGAAUCCCGACCAGCCCCAGCCCCAGCCUCUCGCCCCCGACGUCCGUCAUCCAGGACAGAUGGUUUCCAUUUCCCACAGGACUUUGGCUACCAGGAGAACAGCAUCUGCCAGCGGGCCUCAAAGAUCUGCUGCUCGCAGAGAAAUAUUGGAUCCCAGUACGAGUGCUUCCACCACCACGGCUGCAACGAGAACAUCUCGACCAUUAUAUCCACCUGCUCGUAGGCUGCGCAGGAUUAGUCCCAAUAAGUCCACAUCUGCACUGCAAAUCUCUCGGUGACACGAGCCUCGCGUUUCAAAAGCCCCAUUUGCACCCUCAUGCUUCCCGGAUUACAAGCGGAACGUACUUAUAAUAAACCCAUAAUUUCUAGUCGGCUCUGCCAGUGGGGCUAACCCUAAUCAAUAAAGAUUCUUCUGUUUCAAACUAA